This is a messenger RNA of Phytophthora infestans T30-4, 2883 nucleotides long. RefSeq names its product GPI ethanolamine phosphate transferase, putative. Bases 1 to 2883 code for a protein of 960 amino acids. The transcript is spliced from 4 exons. Gene Ontology annotation, molecular function: mannose-ethanolamine phosphotransferase activity. Gene Ontology annotation, cellular component: endoplasmic reticulum membrane. NCBI's taxonomy places the organism in Eukaryota, Oomycota, Peronosporomycetes, Peronosporales, Peronosporaceae. The record is from RefSeq and is a predicted model, not a curated record. Gene Ontology annotation, biological process: GPI anchor biosynthetic process.
AUGAGUGCAAGUGCAAAGUCGUCGGGCAGCAGCAUUGCGCGCCUGCUGCUCCUGGGCGUGGUCUUCCACGCGCUAUACAUCCUCAGCAUCUUCGACGUCUACUUCCAGUCAACUGUGGGGUCCUCUAUCCGCAGUGCCAAUUACACCUCUUCGCCUCCCGCCAAGCGCGUCAUCAUCUUCACAUUCGAUGGUUGUCGCGUCGAUAAACUCUUCAAAGUCGUCGCCAGGUACGCAGACCACUACGACCUCAACCCAGACAGUGCUACGAACACCAUUGAGACUAGUACGGACAGUCGUGUGCCAUUCCUAGGCGAUGUGAUGCGAAAUCGUGGUAGUUGGGGCAUCUCUCACAAUCACGCACCUACCGAAAGCCGUCCAUGUCACGUGGCGCUCACUGCCGGGAUGUACGAGGACCCCCACGCGGUCUCUAAUAGCUGGAAACGACAUCCACUUCCCUUCGACUCGGUGUUCAAUCAGAGCAAUAACGCUUUCGUCUUUGGCAAUAAAGACGUUGCACCGAUCCUCGCGGCUCACGCACCACAAGCAAAGGAAAAACACUAUUCCGCGAGAGAGGAAGGCGACAUGGUACGUGAAGACACGACGUUGCUGGAUGUGUGGGCGUAUCGCAGAGUGAAAGAACUGUUUGCAAAAGGGACGGAAGCGAAGGAUUUGGAAUUGUACAGGAAGCUGCAUGACGAUAAAUUGGUGGUCUAUUGCCAUUUUCUCGGCACUGAUUUGACAGGACCAAAGUAUGGAGCGGACUCGCGAGAGUACUUGGAGAAUAUUGCUGUGGUGGAUGAGCUGAUCGAGAAGACGUACAAAAUGAUUGAAGCUUAUUAUGGGAACGAUGGACAAACAGCGUACGUGGUCAACGCGGACCAUGGAAUGGAUCUUCGUGGGGACCAUGGAGAUAAUGCUCCAGCUAAAACAAGGACAGCAAUUAUUGCGUGGGGUGCCGGUGUCCAGGGACCUGAGGCAACACAAAAGAAUGGCAGGAAUGAGUUUGAUAUUGAGCUGCCUACUCGAUCGAGAGCGGAGGUGCAGUCACGACUGCAGGCACAGGAAAACGAGGAGCAGGCUGCUGUCCGCGAGUGGCGUGCAGUAUUAGGAAUUAAGCGCAAGGAUGUUAUGCAGACAGAUGUGGCAGCACUUAUCAGUGCUUUAGCAGGACUUCCGUAUCCCCGAAAUUCGGUUGGAGUUCUACCAUUUACUUACUUGCGGCAGGACAAGUAUCGCGUCACUGCUAUGCGUGCAAAUGCACAGCAAUUGUAUCAACACGCAUUGCGCAAGGAGGAGGUAAAACGCGCUCGCCGAGGGUUAUUUUUUGUUCCAUACUCAUCCCUCCACAACCGGGUACCAGACCUCGAGGCCCACAUUGAUGAGGCCAUCGAUAGCCUGCCUGAAGGUACAAGCCACACAAUUCAUGACGAUGCGUUCCGUGUCGUCGAACUAUUGAGCCAGGAGAUGAUUGAUGUUUGUCGGCUAGCGAUCGUCUAUUACCAGACGUACGACUGGUUGUUUUUGCGAGGUUCGAUUGUAUUGGGGUACAUCGGCUGGGCUCUCGUCAUGACUAUAGCUUAUCUUCAUCCCCGGGAAUUUUGCUUACGGUGGCUUAUGACUCAUACAAUUAGCGUCACGUUUGUUGCUACUGUCGCUGCAAUGAUGUGGUGGCGGCUUCUCGCAGACUCACCGUCGAUGUAUUACGUUUACGGGUUGUGUCCUCUUGUCUUUUGGAAAUUCGCUUGGAGACAUCGUCAUGAACUCCUAGCAGUACUUCCUACGAGAAAGAAUUCCGGAUGGAAGUGGAUUGUUCAAGCUGCCUUGGUAUUAGUUUGCUUAGAGCUGGUUGUCAUUGGCUACAAGCACCGUGUCGCGUUCAGCUUGCUGUUUAAGCUGGUGACGCCAAGUUUUUGUUGGUCUGCGAGCUGUCUUUUUAUCGCAAUUUUCCCGUGUCUACCGAUCGGUAAUGACGAAGGCACACUCUUGGUUCAUUUUGGAGCAUUGUUGGCAGUGCUUUUAUCUGGUGGGCCUCCAGUGCUUAUAGCAAUGUUGACUCUGCAAUGGACGUCAACUUGCCUGGAUGACAAAGCCACGCCGCCUUUCUUUCUCGUGGUUUUAAACUGGCUGCUCGUCAUCCUUCCAGUAACAUGGUUACUUGAUGAAAGCGACCUGGAACGCCAACGAACAGGUCAAGUCACACGCGUAGUGGUUGUGCGAUUAUUGAAGAUAAUUCUUGCUCUUGCUCCAGGCUUCAUACUGCUAAGCACAUCAUACGAAGUGUUGUUUUACUUGGCACUAUGCUGCGGGCUCAUCAGCUGGGUGGUGGUGGAAGCAAAAGAGACGUUGACUCGAGGAAUUACUGCGUCUCGUGAAGUGCAGCGAGCGCUGAUACUUUUACUGUUUGUCCAAGUUUCGUUCUUCGGGACAACCAGCGUGGCCAGUCUUACCAGCUUCCAGAUCCCAUCGACUCGGCAAUUUUUAACACAACCUGCUCCCUCUAUUGCGCAAGCUCUUGUCGUACUGAAGCUCAUGAUUCCGUUCGUGCUUGUCGCCUGCGCUUUCCGUCUGAUCUUGCUGCUACCAUCAACAGCAGCAUCGACACGAGAGAAAGAACUGCGUGGAACAUCUCUUUGGUUGUCGUCAUAUUUCCUGCCGGCAGUGGCGUUGGCAGACUUCCUCGCUGUGCAGUUCCUCUUUCUCGUGAAUAAUGAAGGCAGCUGGAAGCAGAUGGGGAAUUCUAUCGCGGAGUUCUGCAUCGUCAACAGCCAAAUCGUCUUGCUGCCGACGAUUAGUUUUCUCGCCUGGUUCUUCGUUCACGACCUGGAAGCUGUUGGCAAAGGAUACGAGUUAAUAGUAGAAGAUGAAGACGAGAAGGAUCACUAG